AUGAGAGCAACCUUAUUUUAGUAGUUAACAAAAAUAAGGGCUGAAUCAGCUAAAUCAGGUACAAAUCGAAACAAACCAAUACUUGAUACUUCAGAUCUUCUUCCUAGAUCAAGUUUUCAUAGAAAAAGAAGAUAAGAUGAUCAAAAUAAUUCUUUUAAUGAAUAUUCAUGUUCAUUCAGAUUUCCUGAUAAAGAAAGAUAUGAAUAAGAAAUUAAGUAAUUGAAAAAUAAUAUGCAUCACUUGGAAAAUGAAAAUAUAAGACUGAAAACUAGAAUUCAUUAAAUGGAAGGUAUUAUCAAUCAAAUUCAAAUCUAGAUAAUUAACUGAAAUAAGAAAAAAUUAUAUAAGAAUUAGAUCGCAUAGGUCCUGUCAAAGCUCCUCUUCUAUAAGCAUUGAAUUUUUCAACUGCUUAAACUGCUUUAAAAAAAGAAAUAAUUAAUAUUAGGUAAGAGUUGCAAAAAAAGGAUAAGGAACUAUAAACUUUGAAAAAAACAUAAAGAUUAUCUUAAAUUACAGAAUUGUAAAUUGAAAGAGCUGCUUUUGAAGAAGAAACAAUCAGGUUAAGAUAAUAAAUAGAUUCGUUAUUUAAAGCAAGUUUAUUUAAUCUACAAUAGAAUAAUGUAGAUUAAAUAAUUUAAGAGAGAUUAUUUGCUUUGGUAGCCUAAAUCUAAUAAUAUUUAAUGCAAAGAAGGGAAUUGGAAAAAGUAAUUGAUAGAUUAAAAAAAGAAUGUCUUAAAUAUAGAGUAUUAAUAUUAAAAUUAUAAAGUCAUAACAAAUUGAUGCAGAAUACAGAAGUAGAAGAGAAAUAAAGAAAUUAAUUGCUUAAUUAAAAGAAGAAACUUAAAAUAAUCAAAAAGAGAAUAAUAAAGAAUUAAAAUAAAAUCCUACCAAAGCUGAUGAAUUAUAAAUAUUAACUGAUUUGAUGUUUGCAAAAUAAGAAAUUAAAUCAAAAGAUAAUGAAAUUGAAAGAUUAAAUUAAAUUAUCUUUGAUUUAGAGGUAUAAAUUAAAGAAAUUUCACUAUCUUAAAAUUAAGAAGCAUAAGACCUCUAAAAUUAAUCAUAAUAAUUAGAUGCAACUUCUAAAUCGAAGUAAAUGAAAUUAUCAUCCCCUGUCUUUGCUACUGAAAUUUUAUAAGAAAUAGCUUUGCCAAUUAAAAAAUCAAUUGUCAUUUAAGAAUAACAAUCAGUAAUUAAAUAACCUCCUAAAAGAAGAAUAAUACCUGUUAAAUUUGAAAAUAUCAAAAUUAUAGGAGAAACACUUAAAUAUAAACUUAUGGCAAUGGAUAUAGGAAUUUAAUAAAUAGAUGAUUAUUUAUUUGAAGGGGAAUUCAUGACAAUCAAAGAAUUAAAAGAUAAAUUAAGAUUAUAUCCAUUUAAUUUAACUAAGGAUGAAGCUUUUUUAUUAGCAAGAUAUAUAAUGGAAGGUGAAAAUGAUGUUUAUGAAUUAGAAGACUUGGCUUAGAAUCCUACUCCAUAUAUUCGUUCAGUUUUUAGAAAAGUAUUGUUUAAUUAUAAAUUGGAAAUUGUUAAAAGUUAAUUUGAAUAUUCAGAGAAAAUAAAAGAUGUUUUAACAAGAUUCAAACCUUUUAUUAUAAGUAACAUAAAAUAAUUGCAUGGAAAAGAAUGUAUUAGAGUUAGUAAAAGUUAAUUUAUUGAUGCUAUGGCUUCUUUAAAUAUUGAAUUAAAUUAAUUUGAAAUAGACUAUUUAAUUAUGUAAGGUAUUUUGGAAAGUAGGAGUGUAGAAUCAUUAAAUUAUGAAGAAAUGUUAAAACACCAACCAAUUAAAAUAGAGGAUUAAUAGCUUUCAUUUUUGUUAACUGAGAUUACUAAUGAAAAUAAGUAAAAGGUUGAAAUGUCUGUGAUAAUGGAAUGUCCAGAGAAAGUUUCAGAAAUUGAAUAAUAAGAAUAGGCAAAUGUUAGCAAUACUAAUUUUAAUGAAGAGUAAUAGUUAGAUGUAGAUAAUGAAUAUAUAACUGUAGAUUAAUAUGUAAGGUAGUAAUUUGAAUCAGAAAAUGAAAAAUAUAAGUAAGAAUUAUCGUCAGAUUUUAAUAUAGAAUAGUGAUAAUUUUUAUUUAAUUGAUAUUAAAGUACUAAUAAAAUUUAUUUGUUAAAUAAAAAAUAUGAGCUUUAGAGUAGAAGAGUCUCCUCAAUUUAAAGAAGAAGAAUUAAAUCUAUCCAAAAUUUACUAAUAUAGAGAAUCUCACUUCUCUGGUUUCUCUUUCCCAAGCAGUGUUAGACAUUAAAAAAGAUAGACUUUUUAAGCAUCUGUAGAAACUAAGACUCCAACCCCCAAUUAAACCAAUAUUGAAAAUUCACCAUGUGAACUUAGCUAUGAAAUAGAAAGAAUGGUAAAAGAAAGAGAACAAUUAUUCACUGAUGUACAAUACUAUGAACCUAAGGUUACUUUUAAUAUAGAUGAAUCACCAUAAAGAAUUAGAAUUCAAAGAAAUAGUGCUCCUAUGCCAAACACUUAAUUAUAUCACUUAAAUCAACAAAUAAUAGAUGCUGAGCAUACUUAUAAUUAGUACUGCUAUUAAUUAAUUUGA
Messenger RNA from Paramecium pentaurelia, 2546 nucleotides. Lineage: Eukaryota; Ciliophora; Oligohymenophorea; Peniculida; Parameciidae. The record is from the annotation of a GenBank genome assembly.